Messenger RNA from Pyricularia grisea, 2511 nucleotides. RefSeq lists its product as uncharacterized. Bases 1 to 2511 code for a protein of 836 amino acids. The record is from RefSeq and is a predicted model, not a curated record. NCBI's taxonomy places the organism in Eukaryota, Fungi, Ascomycota, Sordariomycetes, Magnaporthales, Pyriculariaceae. Gene Ontology annotation, biological process: cristae formation. The transcript has a single exon.
AUGACAGACGCAGGGCGGCGCUCUACUCACGCGCGUCGUUCGGGAGCCUUCAAUGACCAAGAUGUCACUGAUCUUUUUAACCACUACAACCAGAACAACAACAACAACAGCAACAACAGCAACAACAAUAAUAAUAACCUGCAACCCCCCGCCCGCAGCUUACGCUCUGCCAACUCGCGCUACUCGCUCAACGAACAGUUUGCAGCCACUCGGAGGGAAUAUGAGUUUGGAUUCGACGAUUCUGCCUCUUCCUUUAUGGACCUCAGCAUAUACGGUCCACAAAGCCAGGGCCACGAUGUAGAUGGAUCCGAAGGUGCCAAGGAGCUUCACGUCAGCCGGGACCAUUUCGAGCUGCUCUGUGUCCCUCGACAUGCGCCUACCAGGGAGCAGGUCCGCCGCGCAUACUUUCGCCUCUUUAGGCUGCUCGACUCAGAGUCGCAGCCAAAGCAGAUGCGGGCCGUUGCUGCCGUCUACAUGGCUGACGUUCAGGAUGCAUUUGAAACUCUGGUGGAGGAUGCAAGACGGGAGAGGUAUCUGGAGGAUCUGCUGGUUGAGGAGAAUAGUCAGGAAAGUGACGAGGCCGACGAGAUACAGACCGAUACGGUGGCCGGGCCAAGACAGCAUUCCAUCUUACCAGUGCCCUUCCCAUCCUCCACAGACCUUGGCGUCAGGUUCGUUGCAGAGAAAGGUCAGACUUCAUCUCGGCAGCCUGGGUCAGCCCAGAAACUGCCUUCAGUCACGCCGCUGGACUUUUGCAUUGGCCACUCAACAUCGCUGCCCUUACCAACGCUGGGCCGUCUCCUAGCCAUUGGUGUCCAUCGUAUACAAGCCGCCGCUCGCUCCGAGUCCUUGAAAGUCACGGAUCAAGAAAAGCCACCUGAAAUCGCCCCGAUACUCAGGACAGCCCCUGUACUCACGCUCACGGCCGCAUCAUAUGGCCUCGCUCGUGAUUUUACCACCGUGCCUCCUGCACUGCUCACCGACCGCUAUCAACCACUCCUCCCAGAAGCCCUCCCACGGCACCGCAUGGCCCAGCUUCUCGGGAAUCGACCCUCACCACUGGUCAGCUUGCGCCUCAGGCAAGACCUCUUCUUAGACAAGGGCGUCAACAACAGCGGACCGAGUGCUGUCGUAGAGCUGGAGUCCGAAAUAUUUCCUCAGCCAGCCUUGACGGGACGCUUUGCACGCACCAUCCAACCCCCUGGUCAUGCACAGCCGCUCGAUCUGGAGUUGAUGGUCAGCACCACGCCGACGGCUUUUUCACCGCGCCCACCCAGGGCAGGCGUCGGACUGUCGAGGAGACUUGGAUCCGGGACCGGGUUCUUGUGCGCGGACAGCGGCGAUUUCUUUUGGCCGUCUCAAGUCAGAGCCAUCGAUGAGGCUACCACCUGCGCUGGAUUCCCGCAGUUUUCAAAGGAGCACCUCAAUGGAAAAUCCCUCUUGUCCUCCAUCAUCUCCCCGCUGCUGUUUCUGCGCACAGAGCCCACCGUGGAGGUUGGUUAUACGAGCCUUGCAGCUGGUAAUCUAGGCCUCCUGGGAGCAACAGGUAGACCAUUCCUGGCUCCCGCCGACAGAGGCAUCAAGGGUCUGGACAUGGAAACAAGCAAACCCAGCAUACGCAACAGAGGGUCGUGGGCAGUCUCGGCGGCCGCCAGCUCCGGUCAGGUCGCAGGUUAUCUCCGCUACGGACUGGACCUGGUCUCGGCCCUACCGAAGGCGGUCAGCUCUCGUCUCCCCUUCCGACCGAGCGCCUACCACGUCGAGGUCGAGCUCUGCACGGUCCGGUACCUCGCGAUCCGCGCCCUGCGCCGCACCUCGUCGCGCUCGAGCGUCGGCUUCGAGGUCGGCCUGUCGCCCGUGAGCCUCCACCUGAGUCUCUACUGGUCGCGCCUGGCCCAGCGCCUCAGGCUACCCAUCCUGCUACGCUCGGGCAGCAGCAGUAGCAGCAGCAGCAGCAACAACAGCGCUGCGUCGAGAACGGCGGUCCUCUGGGCAGUCGCUAUCCCCAUGUUCGCUCUCGCGGCGCUGGAUCUGGUCCGCAAGAAGCCGCAAAGGCGCAGCGUCAAUGCCGCAGCGGCCGACUCGGUUGCCCGUCGCCGCGCCGAGGCGGACGAGCUGACGGCCGUCUUGGCCACGGGCACCCAGGCCCGGCAGACGGCUGAGCGGAUUCGCGGCGGCCUGGUCAUACUGGCCGCAAAGUACGGAGUGCCGGGCUCGACAUAUUCGGGCAUGACCGUCUUCAACUCGGAAUUCGAGGUGGCCGACGUCACCAUCGCCGUUGCGGCCUUGGUCGUCGGUGCGGACCAGGAGGACGGGGCCGGGUCCCUGUACAUCCCUCAGGGUUUGCGUAAGAGCAGGCUCGUCGGGUUCUGGGAUCCGGCCCCUGGCCAGACAAAGGUGCUCCAGGUCAAAUAUGUCUACUGCGGCAAGGAGGGCAUCGUCGAGGUUCGUGGGAGGGAUGAGUUGAGGUUACCUCCUGUCGUAUUUGAUGAAAAAGGCAGUACACGCUGA